AUGUUUGUGUUGUGUGUUGUGAGAAACUAAGCAUGACGUUCCGUUAUCCGCCGUCUUAGUUGCUUGGUGGAGUUCUGAAAGUGCCAUUUAAACGUUUAUAUGAAAUUAAUAUUAUUGAAUUUGUAUGUAAACAACAACACCUUCAGUUUCACGUCACACCAUCACACUACUUGUUUCAAUUCAAUAUCUAUAAAUACCAAACCUUCACAUCUUCACCCUCCAAUAUUGCUCUUUCAAUGGGAGAUAAUAAUAACAAUGUCAACCUUCCACCAGGUUUUCGUUUUUAUCCAACAGAUGAAGAGCUUCUUGUCCAUUUUCUUCAUAGAAAGGCUUCCCUUUUACCUUGUCAUCCAGAUGUUAUCCCUGAUCUUGAUCUCUUCCCUUAUGAUCCUUGGGAACUUCAUGGUAGAGCUUUAGAAGAGGGAAAUCAAUGGUACUAUUAUAGUAGAAGGACACAAAACAGAAUCACUAACAAUGGUUAUUGGAUGCCAAUGGGAAUGGAAGAACAAGUUGUUACAACCUCAACCAAUAAGAGACUUGGUAUCAAGAAAUAUUAUGUUUUCCAUUUGGGACAGACACCUAAUGGUAACAAAACCAAUUGGAUAAUGCAAGAGUAUCGUCUAUCAGAUUCUGCCUCCUCUAGCAGAUCAUCAUCAUCUAAAAGAAAAUCACAACCAAAAUCAGAACAUAGUAGGUGGGUGAUAUGUCGAGUUUAUGAGAGUGAUGAUGACGAAGAUGGUGAUGGAACAGAGCUUUCUUGUUUGGAUGAAGUUUUCUUGUCAUUGGAUGAUCUUGAUGAAGUAAGCUUGCCAAAUUAGAUGAAGAUGCAAAUGCAAAGUGAUAGUAAUACAUAUCUAGAGAAGAGAGUUAAUUAAUUAGCUACAUUUUCCAAAUGGGAGAAAUAUAGUAGUAUAAGCUAAUUGUUGUUAUCAUCAUUUACUUGUUUGUUGUAGUUUAAUUAAAUGAUACAAUAGCCACUUUAGGUGCCGUUGUAAUCAGCGAAGUUGCUAUAGCUAGAUUUGUACUAGUAUGUAGCAGCCAGCAAGUGGGGCACUAGAUGAAAUGAAAUUAAAUUGAACCAUAUGCAAUGUGACGUUAUGCUUUCAAAUAUCCCAUUCUCUUCAAUUGGAAGUUUUGUGCUCUUUU
Cicer arietinum (chickpea) is the source of this 1146-nucleotide messenger RNA. It is a transcript of the gene NAC49, whose product is annotated as NAC domain-containing protein. NCBI's taxonomy places the organism in Eukaryota, Viridiplantae, Streptophyta, Magnoliopsida, Fabales, Fabaceae. Gene Ontology annotation, biological process: regulation of DNA-templated transcription; system development. The record is from RefSeq and is a predicted model, not a curated record. Gene Ontology annotation, molecular function: DNA binding.